Messenger RNA from Polistes canadensis, 2116 nucleotides. Its product is annotated as peptidyl-alpha-hydroxyglycine alpha-amidating lyase 2-like. Lineage: Eukaryota; Metazoa; Arthropoda; Insecta; Hymenoptera; Vespidae. Gene Ontology annotation, cellular component: extracellular region. The record is from RefSeq and is a predicted model, not a curated record. The transcript is spliced from 7 exons. Bases 318 to 1382 code for a protein of 354 amino acids. Gene Ontology annotation, molecular function: protein binding.
UAUAAUUAUUUCUUUCUCUUACAUUGUAAAUAAGUUUGUUUUACUUUCUCUCUCUUUUUUUGCAACAUCACGUUAGAGAUAAUUUGUGAUAAGUAUUGUUUGAAAUAAUAAAAGAGAAAUAAACGAAGAACAAAAGGGUAAGGAAGUGUUUCGAUCGUUUAAUCUUAAACAUUUUUUUUCGAAUUUGUAUUAUUACGUCAUAUUAUUUCUCAUAUCAUCUUUCUUCUCAUUUGCGUAUACGCAUGCGCGAGUUAUUGAUUGAUUUUAAAAAGAAGAGUUUCGAGUAAGUCAGUCGUAUGUGAGAAUCGAACAAUUCAAUGCCGAGAAACGUCACCGGUCAAAUAAUUUUUAUUUUCUUAAGUUUAUUUCUUUUCGAUGAUGCGAAGACUUUCGAAAUAAAUCGAUUCUACGAGAUUGACUGGCCGUCAGGGUUGCGUCAGUUUGUCCGUUUGGAAGAACCGUUGAAACCGGUGAAGAAUUCUUUUUGGCAAGGACCGACACAUCUUGGUCAUAUAUCUGGAGUCUCGGUGGAUCCUUCGGGAUAUCCUGUGAUCUUCCAUCGUGCCGAUCGACUCUGGGGAUUCUUUACCUUCACCAAAAGCAACCAUUAUACGGAACAAGCUAAAGGACCGAUCACUGAAAAUACCGUACUAAAGUUACAUCCAAAAACUGGGGAUAUUUUACGUGGUUGGGGAAAUAACACGUUCUAUUUUCCGCAUGGUAUACACAUUGAUAAUUUUGGAAACGUGUGGUUGACCGAUAUUGCUCUUCAUCAGGUUUUUAAGUACGAUAGUUCUGGAAUACUGAAGUUGUCACUCGGGGAACCUUUCGAGCCAGGAAAUGAUCUUAAUCAUUUUUGCCAACCAACAUCUGUCGCGGUGUCCUCGUCAACCGGCGAGAUUUUCAUCGCUGAUGGUUACUGCAAUAGCAGGAUUGUUCUCUUCGAUUCUAUGGGAAAUCCAAAAUACAGCAUUGAUAAAAGUACGAUGAUUUUAAACAUACCACAUUCAUUAACAAUAUUGUCAAAUGGAGAUCUCUGUGUUGCUGAUCGAGAAAAUGAAAGAGUCGUUUGCAUAAUUGGACUUACUGGAUCUAAGACUGUAUUCGCUGGAAGAAAAUAUUCUAUUCCAGUUCCUGGCCGAGUUUUUGCCAUUGCUUCCUACAAUGAUACAAUUUACACCGUGAACAAGAUGAUGUGCGAGUAUUGUGCAAUGGGCUACAUGAUAAAUCCAUACAUUCAACAAGUCGUUAAUAUGUGGUCAUCCGGAUUUGAUUUCCAUAAUCCACAUGACAUCGGAAUAUGUCAGAACAGUAAGUCAUUGUACGUCAGUGAGAUCGGUCCUAAUCGAGUAUGGAAAUUCGAUUUGAUAAAAAAACGUUGAAAGGGACGAAGAUAAUGUGAUUGAGGAACGAUUUUUGACACUCAUAAUGAAGGCUGAAAGUAAGUCCAAAAUAAAAAAUUAAUCGAAAAAAUAAAGAACAAAAAAAAAAUAGAAAAAAAAAAAACAAAGAAAAAACAACCGCCCCCAAAAAAAGAAAAUAAAAGAAAGAGAUACAAUGAGAGAGAGAGAGAGAGAGAGAGAUGAAGAAAAUGAAGAAGAAGAAGAAGGAGACAAAAAAAAUCAAUUAUAAAAAUCAGAGAUGUCCAUUAUGUACAAGUGCAUGGGUAAAAUAUAUGAUUAUGGUACGUCACCGUAAAAAUUAUUCUUUUUUUAACCGACAACGAGUUAUGGGAAAACACAGCUGAUAAUAUAUUAUAGAAAUGUUUUUAUGAUAAUGAAGAAAAUUCAAACAAAUUUUGUACAAAAUCGAUGAAUAUGAAAUUGUUUUUAAUCGUCUAUGGGAAAAUUUCUGAUAGAAAAAAAUUUUUUUGAAGAAAAAGAAGAAGACAAAUAUUAAAUAACAAAGUGCAGAGACCCAUGCAUACAUAAAUGGACAAAUAUUGAAACAGCAUACAAAUAUACUUAACUGAUAACAAAAUUGUCCCUAACUGAGUACUGGAAAAAAACUUAGUUUCGAUAAAAAAAAACUUCGCCUCGAAGGAGCGGACGAAGAACGAUCGACGCGAGAAGUACAUCAGUUAAAAACAAUUACAAAAAAAAAGACAAAAAAAAAA